Messenger RNA from Haliaeetus leucocephalus (bald eagle), 723 nucleotides. It is a transcript of the gene TP53I11, whose product is annotated as tumor protein p53 inducible protein 11. The coding region runs from base 71 to 640 and encodes 189 amino acids. NCBI's taxonomy places the organism in Eukaryota, Metazoa, Chordata, Aves, Accipitriformes, Accipitridae. The record is from RefSeq and is a predicted model, not a curated record. The transcript has 6 exons.
GCAGAGCCGCUUCCCGUGCCCUCCUUACGCCGCCUCGCAGCCGAGGGCCGGGUGGUGGAGGGCCACCGCCAUGGCGGCGAAGCAGCCCCCGCCGCUGAUGAAGAAGCACAGCCAGACCGACCUGGUGAGCAGGCUGAAGACACGCAAGAUCCUGGGGGUCGGCGGGGAGGACGACGACGGCGAGGUCCAUCGCUCAAAGAUUAGCCAAGUACUGGGAAACGAAAUCAAGUUUGCUGUCCGGGAACCUUUGGGGCUCAGGGUCUGGCAGCUGGUUUCCGCCGUCAUGUUUUCCGGGGUCGCCAUCAUGGCCCUCGCUUUCCCCGACCAGCUCUACGACGCCGUUUUCGACGAGGAAUCGGUGAGCAGCAAGACUCCCAUCCGGCUCUACGGAGGAGCCCUCCUCAGUAUCUCGCUCAUCAUGUGGAACGCUCUCUACACGGCCGAAAAAGUGAUUAUCCGCUGGACCCUGCUGACGGAGGCGUGCUAUUUUGCCGUGCAGUUCCUGGUUACCACUGUCUCCCUGGUUGAGAGUAGCCGGAUAGCUACAGGUGCCGUGCUCCUCCUGGUCAGCCGAGCCCUCUUCAUCCUCAUCAGCAUUUAUUAUUAUUACCAAGUUGGACGCCGUCCCAAGAAAGUCUAAUUCCUGGGCUUUUUGUCAUGGGAAGGGUGGGGGGGGGUUUGUGUCGGUAAUUUUGCAUUAUAAUUAUAACUUUUUUUUUUUUU